UCACAACUCCAGCGGCAGGGAAACACACCCGUCAGCAGCGCGCAUUGGAGACAGAAAAAAAGCGCAUCACGGACAAAGGAAAUAUGGAUGCACUGGAGAGGAUCCACCUCAGCCGGGUAACACAAUGGAUGAGCCGCUUCUGUUUCGUUUACCCGGAGACCAAUUAGCCCACCUUAAUGAGGUGCUGGGAUGCGAGAUACUGCAAGCUAAAAAGGCGGAAGGCUGCGUUUAAUCCGUCUGCGGAUCCUAUGAGCUUGCAAUGGCUGUGGCGGGGAUAUGCAACUGGAUAGGGAAUAAUGUGCCUUUUUAUUUUGUGAUAUUUUCCUUAUUUUGUGGCCUUUCGUUUGGACAGUUACGGUAUUCUAUUACAGAGGAACUGGAAAAUGGGGCACUGGUCGGUGAUCUGGCGCACGACUUGGGGCUGGAUAUUCGAAAGCUCGCCACCCGAAAAAUCAAGGUAACCUCCAACAGCGGUAAACGCUACGUGAUUGUCAACCCUAAAAAUGGGAAAUUACUCGUCAAUGAAAGGAUCGACAGGGAGGCGCUGUGUGAUCUGUCCAGCACCUGCCUCAUUAAUCUGGAGGUGCUGGUCGAAAACCCUACUGAGGUGCACCAUGUUGAGGUGGAGAUUGUGGACGCCAAUGACAAUGCGCCACAGUUCCCCAGAGACGAGUAUCAACUGGAAGUCACUGAAUCUGCUUUACCGGGCUCUCGGUACCCGAUUGAAAACGCUCAAGAUCCAGACAUUGGGUCCAAUUCAGUCCGCAUGUAUCAGCUCAGCACAAACGACCAUUUCGCGCUGGUGUCCAACAAACCCUCCCUGAAUACAAAGCACAUCGAGCUUGUGCUCAAAAAGCCCCUUGAUCGCGAACAGACGCCUUAUCACCAAUUAAUUCUAAGUGCUGUGGACGGUGGGACACCAGAGAAAACAGGGACGGCGAAAAUCAAUGUGCGGGUCCUGGACUCAAAUGACAAUGUUCCCUUGUUUGACAGCUCAGUGUACAAGGUGAAACUGUUGGAAAACUCGCCCAAAGACACACUGGUGAUCAAACUGAAUGCCACGGAUCUAGAUGAGGGCACAAAUGCAGAGGUUUAUUACUCUUUCAGCAGUUACACUCCAGAGAGGGUGAGGCAGAUGUUCAGCAUGGACACUAACACAGGAGAGAUAAGAGUGAGGAGCAAUGUUGACUAUGAAGAGACCAACUCCUAUGAGAUGUACAUCCAGGCGAUGGAUAAGGGCCCAGGGGCCGUGGCAGCACACUGUAAGGUGGUGGUGGAGGUAGUGGAUGUGAAUGACAACGUCCCUCAGAUAGUUUUGUCGUCUCUGUCGAGUCCUGUGAGGGAGGACGCCCGUGCUGACACAGUGGUGGCCCUCAUUAGUGUUACUGACCGGGAUUCUGGCGCCAACAAGCAGGUGAGCUUAGAGAUCCCGGCAGGCCUUCCAUUCAAGAUCAAGUCAUUCAGAAACUACUACACUCUGGUUACCUCAGCCUUCCUGGACCGCGAGACCACUGAUGCCUACAAUGUCACUCUGAGUGCCACAGAUGGAGGAAAUCCUCCGCUUUCCUCCCAGAAGACCAUACAGGUGGAUGUGGCUGAUGUAAACGACAACCCACCGCGAUUUGAGCAGACUUCAUACACAGUGUAUGUGGCUGAGAACAAUGCCCCCGGGGCCUCUUUGUGUACUGUGAAAGCUCAAGAUGCAGACAUCAAAGAGAACGCACGCAUCACCUACACAGUGCUCAAUGACAAUAACCAUGGCAUCCCUGUCACCUCGUAUGUGUCUGUGAAGGCCGAUACUGGGGAGGCUUAUGCCCUGCGAGCCUUCGACUAUGAGUCACUGAGAGAGUUUCACUUCCAGGUCAAAGCCCAAGAUGGGGGUAUUCCUCCGCUCAGCCGCGUUGCCACUGUCUACAUCUACAUAAUGGAUCAGAAUGACCAUGCACCACUGAUAGUAAACCCUCCUGGCAAUGGCACGCGCUCCUUAGAGACGGUACAAAAGAACGCUGAGCCUGGUGCCAUGGUGACCAAAGUGGUGGCAUACGAUGCAGAUGCUGGUCCAAAUGCCUGGCUGGUUUAUGUGCUGGAGACGGCCACUGACCUGGACUUGUUCAAAGUGCAUGAACACACGGGUGAGAUCAGGACCACGAGGAGGAUCCUGGAAGACAACUCCACCUCCUUCGCCCUAACCGUCGUUGUGAAGGACCAUGGCCAGCCUGCUCUCUCCUCCACCGCCACCAUCAAUGUGGCUGUCAUGGAGGUGCCACCAAAGGUGGCCCCCGACCCCAAGAGGAUCAUCCGACCUCACAGCACACUGCUUUUCUCCAACGUGACCCUCUAUUUGAUCGUGGCUUUGAGCGCCACAACCUUUGUUUUCCUGGUCACUGUGGUGGUGCUCGCCAUCGUUCGCUGUCACGCCUACUGCACCCAGCCGGGGUCCUGCUCCCCUUGCUGUGUGUCACAGAAGCCCCCUCCAGAUGGCGGGAGCAGCAGCGUAAGUGCUGGCGGAGGAGGCGCUGGUGCAGCCGGGGGACAGCCUAAUAACAAUGUGGUGCUUCGGAGAGACCUUAAAGUGGAGCCUCACUACAUCGAAGUGCGUGGGAAUGGCUCCCUAACGAAGACUUACUGCUACAAGACCUGCCUGACAGCCACCUCUGGCAGUGACACUUUCAUGUUCUACAACACAGGACGGCCCAUCAGCGGCACCUGGGGCAGUGGUGCCGACCGCUUCUUCACCAGUGGGAGUGGAUUUGUACGGAGACUGAGUAUGCCUGAUGCCUCACUGCAAAUCUGCCCAGAGCCAAAAGCCCCGAAUGCUGACUGGCGAUAUUCGGCAUCUUUGAGGGCAGGGGUGCAGAGUUCUGUCCACAUGGAGGAGUCCUCAGUGAUGCAAGGAGCCCAGGGGAUGCUGGUCCAGAACUGGCCCACAGUAUCCAGUGCUGCAGAUGGAGAGGGUGGUGGAGAGCUCUCACCCCCAGUGGGUGCAGGAGUCAACAGCAACAGCUGGCACUUCAGAUACGGCGCUGGACAAGGCUACGGCCCUCCUCAGCCCCUGAAACCUGGAGAGAUCCCCCCCGAAGCCUUCAUCAUCCCCGGAUCUCCAGCCAUCAUUUCUAUCCGCCACGACUCGGGCCCUGUCGAUGACAAAGGUGACUUCAUAAGCUUUGGCAAGAAGGAGGAGGCAAAGAAGAAGAAAAAGAAGAAGAAGGACAAGAAGGACAAGAAGGAGAAAGGAAAGGAUGACGGUGAUGAAUAGAGGAGAAGGGGCCGGAUUGAAAGCAGAGCUACCGACAAACUACCAUCCCAAUUUCAGAGCCAGAAAAAUAAGCCAAAUGCAUAUUAUAGAACCAAGGGAGCCUGCUUGUACCACAUUUGCAUAGACAUUGUACAGUGGCCAAAUCCUCAUUAGACCAGGCUUGGCUCCCCACAUCAAGCGAACUAACUUGCUAUAACUUUGGCCAAUAAAAGUCUAUGGUUUAUUGUAAACAAAUGAUCUUUAUCUAAAGACUGGACCAAAUUUCAACAGAAAGGAUUUUAUUGGCUUAGAUUAGCCUUUCUGUUAUUUGCUGCCCAACAUCCCCAACCCCUCCCCCAAAGUUUGUAUAGUAAAAAUGAAAGCACCUGAAAAGGUGUACUAUUUGUAUCUGACCAUUGUCAGCUGAGGCCGCCUGUGUUGACAUCUCAGGCCCCCUUCCUUUUUGGCUUGCCGAUAGGAAGUGAAAGCCAAACUAACGGAACUAACGGAAGAAAAAAAAAGAAACAGAGGCUUUUGUUUUCAAUAUUAUGGAGGCCUUGUAGAAAUUCUGAAAAUGUGGUCUUUUGUAAAAAAAAAAGAAAAAAAAGAAAAAGUAACAACAUCCAGUAUGCGUACCAUAAGCUUAGCACCUUUGUGAGAAUGAGGUGGCUGAGAGAAGCAGGACCACACUCGAAUAUAGAGCUCUGUGUCAGUGUAACAUAGCACAUUGCAGAGGCUGAGGACCUGGACUGGGUUGCACCAACUAUGCGCAAGUUUGUUCCCAGGUUAGUUUAUGAAGUAGUGGCUUCAUAACUGCUAGUUCAUUUGCAAUUAGCAAGUUGCAAAAUUCGACUGGAGCAUGGGUGUUGAAGGGGUGGGGCUUGAGGCUGUAUCUUUUUAUAAGAUUAAGAUUUAAGAUGAGUAGCCAAUCGGUAACAGCAAUAUCAUGCUGAAGUGUGCAAACCACAUAGAUUUUCAACUAACUAGAUUGGCAUAAAAAAUUAUGAUUGGUUUCCAUAUUUGACUCCUAAAGGACAUUAGUUUUUGCAUGUUUUAGUCCACUCUCAACAAAUAAUUUUACGAUUAACAUCACUGCUAACCAAUUUCCAAAUCAUGUAUUUUUGUUGUAUUUUGCUACUUUGCAGGCAGCUAUUGAUUCUUUUACUGAAUUAUAGCACAAAAUUCUAAUAAAAUCAGCUGAGACUCAAAAUUAUUUCACACAAAAACUCAUCAAAGUGAGCACAGCAUCUGGUUUUGUUGUUGUUUAAGGUAUUUUUUUGUCAUAUGAUAAUGUGGCUCCUGCAUUAUCAUGAUAACGUGACCUCAGACAAAUAAAACAUAGACAUGACAGAUUAGCUGCUAGAUUUAAAACAAGUCUCAGCAUGUUAAUUAUUUAUAUUUUAUGGAAUCAAAUGGGAACUAGAUGUUGCCUGAAGGAAAAGAAAUCCAAGGAAAAGAGUAAGAAAUCAAGUGGAAAAUAGUUUGCAGUAUCAUGUUAUGUGUAGAAAAUGGACAAAAGCAUUCAAAAUAACUGCUAUGUCCCUUCAAGUUGGAAAACAGCAUGGGACUGCUGAAAAAAAAAUGCUGUGAGCAGGGGAAAAAAAGAAAAAAAAAUCUUGCUUUACUGUUAGUGAGUGCAGUUGUGUGGCUUUGUAUCAUUUACACCUGCUUUAUUGCUUGCUUAAUUAUUUACUUGUUACUUAAGGUUCUGUUCGAACAGAUUUUUGUGGUGGUACCGCUUGUAAUUUAGCAAAGAAUUGGGAUUAGUGGCUACCUCGGAUAUAACUAGGGAACCUACGUGCAGCUGAUGCAACCGGCCCCUCACCUUGCCUCUUCUCUUGGAAUAUGGCACAGGUCAACGGGGUCUUAAUCCCACUGUGUGUCGGCACACACAGUCUGACACACACAUUACCGUACACAAACCCUGACUCAACCGGAAUCCUACUCACACGUACAAACAAGCAAACACACAUCCUCUAUUCCACUACAUAUGAAUACAAAAACUAUAAAUAUACUAAAAGAAUACACAGCCCUUUCUGGAAACUCCAAAACCGAAGGCCGAUGCCAUCCUUAAUAUGGGAGUGUAUUAUAUGGCUGGGACGCAGGAAACGUUGCUCGUCGCUUCAUUUCUGUUCAAGCCUGAUCCCUCUACUUCUGUCUUUGAAUGUUAAGUAGUUGUUCUUCAAGCCCUGCACCACUGCCUCGACUGCUUCAGUGCUUGUAGGAUUUGCUUGCCCGCUGCCUGUUUCCUCCCUCUACUCCUGCUUCCUCGAAUCAACAUGGUUGGACGACAUCUUUAGAGUCACUCUCCUUCAAUGAACUGUGCAGUUGUAACACUGUAACAUUUGUGUAUUUUGCAUAUUUACACACACAAAACAUGCAUAGGACACACACACAAACACACAACACUCGCAUAUGCAUCUUUUGUUUGAUUCAACCGAGCUUAAGCGCUUCAGCCAGAGUGUCUCCUCUGAUUGCUCGUUGUUGACAGCUCUGUCAACCCUCGCUUGGGUUGCACGUAUUGUGUUGUGAGGACGCCUGACAGGUUAGCAGAAACUGAGAUUAUGGUGUUCUGGAUAUAAUGAGGCAAGAUGGAGUGGCAAAAACGCAGAGUCAGAAUAUAGCAGUCAUUGUAGUGUACUGUAUAGAUUCUGUGUAGCAGAAAAACAAAACUAUUUGGAAAUCAUUCCUCUUUUGCAGAGGUAUUGCAGUUAUCCCCGUGUCUGCAAUUUGUCAGAACUGAUCAGCUUGGGUUAAAAAGUAAAUGAAUCGCAGUUCGGCAACAGUUGGAAGAAGCUGUUGGUCGAAUUCAACGAGGGAAGAAGUGGGGAUGAAUCACAAUGUUAAAAUCGAUUAUGGUGCACCAGUGAGAGGUAACAAUAAGCAAAACUCAACAUUUGCACGUGGCAAGACUUUAGAAUUAUACUGUUUUGCUUUAUUGCCACACAAAAAAUCAGGAAAGCUGCUGGGAGGUGCUGUGAAAGAAGCGUCCGGGUUGAGAGGUGAUCCCAGUGUAAUUAAAAUUCGGUCCUGACAUUGUGAUUCCCAGGUCUAGCAUGGUAGAGAAAGCAAACAGUAGAUAUUGGAGCAGCAUCAACAUGAUUAAAAGUGUCAUAAAACAUCACCUCAGUGUUCCUUUUCUUCGACCAUCGUGUUACCAAUCACUGUAGAGGUAUGUAGGUGCUGCUAUCCGGCUCAAACCCUCCCAUGCACACGAUUCCUUCCCCCCCGCCCAGUUCUUCAGGUGUACUUCUGUGCUGUCAGAUCACCAAGUGGCUGUUUGCAUGUUAUAAGCAAAGGAAACAGAUAAUAUAUAGAUACUAUAUAUACAUAGAUAUGUUUUUUCCACUGGGAAAUGCGUAUUGGAAUACGUAUACCUCUGAUACACAUUCUCAAAGACAAUACACAUACAUCGAAAGACCCACACAUGAACAUACAUACAUAUAGUACAUACAGAUACGCCAUAGCAAACAGUAAUUUGUGGAAAAACCUUAAAAGAAUCACAUUUUUUUAUCCUGUUGAAAAUGAAUUUAAUCUUCUAGAUAUACAUAAUGCUAUUGUGUUAUGCUAUGAAAUGCCUUUUUUUCUGUUUCUACCCAUAUGAUUUUCAUAGAUAAGAAAAUCAAUCCUUAAACUUGUGUUAAGCGUCGAAAUGAUGAACACUAUUGUGAAAUCAUUUACUCACCCUCCAUAUCUAUUCCUUGCCCAGUAGAGAAAAAGGCAGAAAAACAAGAAAAAAAAUAAUAAAAAAUACAUAAAAUGGUCUAAAAAAAUAAAGUUGAUGUAUUCUCUGCUUGUGUAUAGUGAAUGUUCCUCAGUCGCUGGGUGUGGCAGUGAGUGACACAUUCCAGCCGACUGUUACAGUGCAGAUCUGUUAAUAACUUUUUUGUACACCUGCUCAUCAUUGUAAAGGUGAUAAUAGUGAUUCUUAUGAUUUAAUCAAUCUGGUAAUGUGUUUUGUUAAUAAGUCACAAAUAAAGUUUUUUUCUUAAAUAUCUUAAA
Messenger RNA from Amphiprion ocellaris (clown anemonefish), 7237 nucleotides. Its product is annotated as protocadherin alpha-C2-like. The transcript has 4 exons. Bases 260 to 3256 code for a protein of 998 amino acids. Gene Ontology annotation, biological process: homophilic cell-cell adhesion. NCBI's taxonomy places the organism in Eukaryota, Metazoa, Chordata, Actinopteri, Pomacentridae. Gene Ontology annotation, cellular component: plasma membrane. Gene Ontology annotation, molecular function: calcium ion binding. The record is from RefSeq and is a predicted model, not a curated record.